Sesamum indicum (sesame) is the source of this 1246-nucleotide messenger RNA. RefSeq names its product glycolipid transfer protein 3. Gene Ontology annotation, molecular function: ceramide 1-phosphate transfer activity; ceramide 1-phosphate binding. The record is from RefSeq and is a predicted model, not a curated record. Lineage: Eukaryota; Viridiplantae; Streptophyta; Magnoliopsida; Lamiales; Pedaliaceae. Gene Ontology annotation, biological process: ceramide transport; intermembrane lipid transfer. Gene Ontology annotation, cellular component: cytosol; membrane; cytoplasm.
AUUAUUAUAGUGAAUUAAUAUUUCAAGGGGAGAGAGAGAGAGAGAAGCUGAGAGUCAGACAUGAGAAGGUAUCAACAGUAAACAAUUCUAAGCCUACAUUAUAUAAGUCUUGUUGAAUCCAUUGCAUUUUAUGAUUUAUGUAAGAGCCAGACAGCGGAGAGGAAUCUCAGUGGAUGUCCAAAUUCUCUAUAAUCAAAACUCCAAACACGUCGUCUAAGAUUUCUCUCUCUGUGGAGCGUCAAGAAGUAAUAUUGGAAAUUAAUCAUCAAGAGGAGCAGCUGGAAGAAAUGAAGCGGAGGAGAGAGGCGGAGAUGGUGGCGUCAGAGAUCAGGUCCGCCAUUGAGGAGCUGUCCCUGUUGGCCGUCAACCUCAAAACUGGUGGUGGCGCCGCUGCUGAUGAUCAGACAAGCGCCCAUGUUCCCAUCAAGCCCUUUCUCUCUCUUUGCAAUUUGCUCAUUCAAGUUCUUGAUAAGAUAGGGCCAACAAUGGCUGUGCUGAGACAAGACAUUCAUCACAACAUCCAGAGAUUAGAGAACUUCCAUGAAUCUGAUCCUUCAAUAUACUGGGAUGUGGUUGAGAUACUGAAGAAAGAGGUGAAUGAAGGGAAGGCAAAGAAAGGUCCUACCUGCAGUAAAGCCUUUGUUUGGCUUACUAGGUCCCUAGAUUUCACACUAGCGUUGUUGCAAUUGCUUGUGAAGGAUUUCGGGAGAAAUAUGGAGCAAGCAGUGGAAGAGUCAUACAGCAUCACUCUAAAACCAUGGCACGGAUGGAUUUCGUCAACAGCAUAUAGAGUAGCGCUCAAGCUGGUGCCUGACACCCAAACCUUGCUUAAUAUUCUGAAGGUCAAAGAUGAGGACGAUGAUAUGCUCAAGGAAGAAAUCCAAAACCUCAUCUCUUUACUAACGCCCGUGUUAGAGCAUAACAAAGAUAUUCUGAGAACAUAUGGAUUGGAUAAAUUGAAGUCCACCUGAAGGAGACAUGUAAGAUAGCCAAAACUACUGUACAGACUUCAAUUUUGCUGGUUGAAUCGUAUGGUCCUCCUUGUUAUUUGAAAUAUAGAGCCAUACCUUGUACAAAGAAGUAUGUAAAACAGUCAUCACACUGUUCUAGUUUAACCAAGAAACUAUGUAUGUAAAACAGUCAUCACACUGUUCUAGUUUAACCAAGAAACUAUGUACAUGCUUUUGUUUGUACACAUCCAAGCUCUGUCAUGAGUGUAUUUUAAUUUCCCUCAUUAUUGUUUAUA